AUGUCCCCUACAUACCACCUUGACCCUCGAGUAGACCACACCAACCCACAAUUUCCAAAUGCCGGUCUGAGGAGUCUUAGUUCGCUCAUACACCUGCUAGGGGUAUCCAUAUUGUCCUUUCUGUUCUCCCGGAGAUUCAAAUUGGAGUAUUUCACGUCUCUGCGAAGCGUGGUGAAGACAGGCCUGCCAAGAAUACUCGUUGUAAUCACCUUAGUGCUUUCCUGGGUUUUUCUCUUCACCUCCGGCGUGCUCAUCUUUGGUGCCGGGCUAGGAAGGAACAACACUGUCUGUUCAAUGGCCAUCAUCAAUUGCAUUGCAUUCUACACGACCUCAAAGAUAUUUAUAUACCUGUUCCUUCGUAAGGUGCUUCAGCCCUCUUGCAGUGACACCACGCCGACGCUCAUUCCUGUAGUGGAAAAAAUACAUGUCGUCUGGAGCGCGUCUGCUCGCGCAAGACGCUUUCACUCUCCAAUAUAUAUCACAGGCUUUAUCUUCGUAUGCUUGUACACCGUAGUGGCCGCAGUCGUCAUAUGGCAGAGGGUGUCAUUUUUUCGAGGUGAUGGGACAUGCGUGAUAGGACUGAGGCGUCCAGGGUCGAUCCUGCUUCUCGCAUACGACCUGUCGGUCAACAUCCUGUUCACGUCUCUUUUCCUGUGGCCCUUGUAUCGCUCGACAUUCCGUAGCGCACGGGUACGACAAGUUGCAACGCGCACAGUAUGGGCUGCAGCCGUCGCGCUGACUACAUCCUGCGUCAAUAUCCUUAUCUUGACCCUCAUGAAGGGCCGUCAGCUCGGCUGGAUAUGCCUUGGUAGCUGCGGGACAGAUGUCGUCGUGAACGCCGUCGUCCUUUUUUGGGUGACCUCAGGCAGACGGGAUUCGCACUCGGCCGAAGCGCCGUUGCCUGAAGAGCUGCCAACCAACCCGCGCGAGCGGCGCAGCAUUAGUCUGAGCUUGCGCAAGCCACCGAUGAUUCACCAAAGUUCGCUUUUGCCAACCGUCCCGUUAAAGCUCGGCGCGUCCAGUACAGCUUCACAGCACAGCUCGACGAGCCCCUCGGGCUGCAGCCCAGAGAGAGAGCCGCAUGCCGUCGCAAACACGAUGAUGCUGACACCGCUGGACGAAAAGGCUAUUGUAGAAGAACAUGAGCGGACGUCGGUAGAGGAGGCACCCCGCAGGGGUAUUUCCGGCUUCUUCUCGUCUAUCUUUCCUCGCCUCGGCCCGACCGAGGAGGGAUCAUCUUCGCAAGACAUUCAGAUCACCGUUACGACAGACUACGACGUCGAUGAUAGCAUAUCAUCAACCGCAACGAGCAGUAUAAGUGAACCUCCUGUAUAG
Molecule: messenger RNA, 1335 nt
Organism: Postia placenta MAD-698-R-SB12
Lineage: Eukaryota; Fungi; Basidiomycota; Agaricomycetes; Polyporales; Adustoporiaceae
Exons: 9
Coding region: 1-1335 (444 amino acids)
Source: RefSeq, a predicted model, not a curated record